AUGGCGACAUCUCUCCGCGCUCAGAGAGCGUUUCAACGACUCACAGUCUCGUCUACAGUGCAGUCUCAAGCACGUCCAAUCCACACGACAACCCGCAAGCUAUCAACGCCGACAGCCUGCUUCCUCUGUCGGCUUCGACCAUCGAGACCUAACAGGAGAACAAGCGCCAUUUUCCCGUCUGCAUUGUUUGCGCAACGUACCUUCACAAGCACGCCUUCUACGUUAAACUCGGCAUCAUCGGAAACAUUGCCAGUCCCCAACGCCCCAGACACAACAAAUUACUACACAAUCUUUCCGCAAACGCUUCCCAACGGCCCGCCCCCGUCAAGCCCCUUCACGAUCGACGUCCAGGCCUUGCGCCGGGAAUUUUUCUCCCUACAGAAUACCCUGCAUCCUGACAAAUAUCCACCGGGCCCAACCAAGACAGCUGCUGAGUCGCUCUCCGCCAUCAUAAAUGAAGCGUACCGCACGCUUUCAGACCCUCUCCUUCGCGCCCAGUACCUCCUGCGCGAGUUCCAUGGUAUUGACGUCACGGCGGAGGAUGGCUCGGGGGCUGGUGCGCAGCCGCUGGACCCCGAGCUUCUGAUGGAGGUCAUGGAUGUGCAGGAGGCGAUUGAGGAGGUUGGGGAAGGGCAAGAAGCAGUGGAGAAAAUCGCGGUGAUGAAGAAGGAGAACGAUGAGCGGGUGAAGGGAUGUGUGCAGGCGUUGGCAGAGGCAUUUGAUAAAGGGGAUGUGGAGGGAGCUAGGGGAGAGUGUGUGCGCUUAAAGUUUUGGGUUAGUGUUGCAGAUGGAUUGAGGGAGUGGGAGCCUGGGAUGGGCGGGAUUCGGUUGAUUCACUGA
Aspergillus nidulans FGSC A4 is the source of this 840-nucleotide messenger RNA. Its product is annotated as J-type chaperone JAC1. The transcript has a single exon. Gene Ontology annotation, biological process: protein complex oligomerization; [2Fe-2S] cluster assembly. Gene Ontology annotation, molecular function: protein-folding chaperone binding; ATPase activator activity. NCBI's taxonomy places the organism in Eukaryota, Fungi, Ascomycota, Eurotiomycetes, Eurotiales, Aspergillaceae. The record is from RefSeq and is a predicted model, not a curated record. The coding region runs from base 1 to 840 and encodes 279 amino acids.